UCUGCACCGAGGGCCAAGCAAAUAUUUGUGGUUGUGGAUUAACUCGAGUUCCAGGCUGUCAUGGCGGCAGGAGGGCAACCUUGCAGUUUCUCCGUGGCCCACCCCAGUGGCUGCAGCUUCAGAAUGUGGCAGCUUACAAGCCUCUUACUGUUCGUGACCGUCUGGGAAAUUUCCAGCACAGCAGCUCCUCCCGACUCAGUGUUCUCCAGCAGCCAGCGUGCCCACCAAGUGCUGCGGAUCCGCAAACGUGCCAACUCCUUCCUGGAGGAGCUGCGGCCUGGCAACGUGGAGCGUGAGUGCUCAGAGGAGGUCUGUGAGUUCGAGGAAGCUCGGGAGAUUUUCCAAAACACGGAAGACACAAUGGCCUUCUGGUCCAAGUAUAGCGACGGGGACCAGUGCGAGGACCGGCCCUCAGGGAGCCCGUGCGACCUCCCAUGCUGCGGACGCGGCAAGUGCAUCGAUGGCCUGGGCAGCUUCCGCUGCGACUGCGCGGAGGGCUGGGAGGGCCGCUUCUGCUUGCACGAGGUGCGCUUCUCCAACUGCUCGGCGGAAAACGGCGGCUGCGCCCACUACUGCCUGGAGGAGGAGGGCAGGCGCCACUGCAGCUGCGCGCCCGGCUACCGGCUGGAGGACGACCACCAGCUCUGCGUGUCCAAGGUGACGUUCCCCUGUGGGAGGCUAGGGAAGCGAAUGGAGAAGAAACGCAAGACCUUGAAACGUGACACAAACCAAGUAGACCAAAAAGACCAGUUGGAUCCACGGAUUGUCGAUGGGCAGGAGGCUGGAUGGGGAGAGAGCCCCUGGCAGGCAGUGCUGCUGGACUCCAAGAAGAAGCUGGUCUGUGGGGCGGUGCUGAUCCACGUCUCCUGGGUGCUGACGGUGGCCCACUGCUUGGACAGCCACAAGAAGCUCAUCGUCAGGCUCGGGGAGUAUGACAUGCGGCGCUGGGAGAGCUGGGAGGUGGACCUGGACAUCAAGGAGGUCAUCAUCCACCCUAACUAUACCAAGAGCACCAGUGACAACGACAUCGCCCUGCUCCGCCUGGCCAAGCCUGCCACUCUUUCGCAGACCAUUGUGCCCAUCUGCCUCCCGGACAGUGGCCUCUCUGAGCGCAAGCUCACCCAGGUCGGCCAGGAGACUGUGGUGACAGGCUGGGGCUACCGUGACGAGACCAAGAGAAACCGCACCUCCGUCCUCAGCUUCAUCAAGGUCCCUGUGGUCCCCUACAAUGCAUGUGUCCAUGCCAUGGAAAACAAGAUCUCUGAGAACAUGCUGUGCGCUGGUAUCCUCGGGGACCCGAGGGAUGCCUGCGAGGGUGACAGCGGGGGGCCUAUGGUCACCUUCUUCCGUGGCACCUGGUUCCUGGUGGGCCUGGUGAGCUGGGGCGAGGGCUGUGGGCGCCUCUACAACUACGGCGUUUACACCAAAGUCAGCCGUUACCUUGACUGGAUCUACGGCCACAUCAAAGCUCAGGAGGCCCCUCUUGAGAGCCAGGUGCCUUAGCAUCCCCCGUCACUUGUCUGGACCCCAGAGGACACCCUUGGGUAGGGGCUGGAUUGUUGAACGGCAAGAUGGUGGACAUUAAAAAGGGCUUGCUGCAAGCA
Bubalus bubalis (water buffalo) is the source of this 1604-nucleotide messenger RNA. It is a transcript of the gene PROC, whose product is annotated as protein C, inactivator of coagulation factors Va and VIIIa. The record is from RefSeq and is a predicted model, not a curated record. Bases 61 to 1503 code for a protein of 480 amino acids. Gene Ontology annotation, biological process: proteolysis; blood coagulation. The transcript is spliced from 9 exons. Lineage: Eukaryota; Metazoa; Chordata; Mammalia; Artiodactyla; Bovidae. Gene Ontology annotation, cellular component: extracellular region. Gene Ontology annotation, molecular function: calcium ion binding; serine-type endopeptidase activity.